GUCUCGAAAGCCAUAGAAAGCCAGCCAGCAAAGCUGGAUUGUGUCGCGUACGUGUCCUGCCAGACUCCGCUUGCCGGGUAUCUUUUUCAUUGGCGGCAAGUGCGACUGUCUGUAACGCUUUUUUUGUUCAGUACUUCACUUCGGCUUGUGCUCUUCCUCUUGCCCUUCAUUUCCCCACUCAUUCUGGUCCAUUCGUUGUUGUCUCACUUCGCAAAGUGUCAGCACACCUUCUUUUGCACCUCAAUACCACAACCGAGGAGAUCAAGCCCCACAUGGCAAAUCAUGAAGGCCUUCCGGAUCGGUCGGAAACCGCCCGGAACAUGGACCAACAUGACGCCACCGAUUCGGGGAGGCAUCUACGAAAAACGGCAAGACGAUGAAGUACAGCCUACACCAAUUGCCGCGUCCGUCGAUUCCUCCACCCGGCCCAACGUCACAGCCAGAGAUAUCAAUGGUGAUGCUGACGCUUACACAGAUUGGGCCGAGAAGCAGGAAACCGACACGGACAGCUUGCGCUUUCCGUCACUGGACCCGGCGGUGCAGCAAGACAUCGCCCAGAAAUAUCGGUAUUCCUACGCCGCUGUGCUCUAGGGCGUGCCGGACCUUCAACAACUCACUAUACAGGAAAACCGCGCCCUCAUGGGCCGGAUGAAAAACCCAUAUCGACAAUCUCGCCCAGAAAUACAGGGUACUACAUCAGAAACUUCACGACGAGGGGGUUCUACAAAUGUCUACAUGCGAAAUACGCAAAAGAGAUGGCUCGUUACAUGACGCUCUUUGGCACCUGCAUGGCAGCCUUGUGGUCGGAUAUGGUACUUGACGUCAACAGUGUUCCUGGGACUGUUUUGGCACCAGAUCAUGUUUACCGCACACGAUGCCGCGUACCGGGCCAUCAUGAGCAACUUCGAGGUGAACAGUCUGAUAACAAUGUUCGUUGGCGACUUCUGCUGCGGCCUGUCCA
This is a messenger RNA of Parathielavia appendiculata, 961 nucleotides long. RefSeq lists its product as uncharacterized. Bases 331 to 591 code for a protein of 86 amino acids. The transcript is spliced from 2 exons. NCBI's taxonomy places the organism in Eukaryota, Fungi, Ascomycota, Sordariomycetes, Sordariales, Chaetomiaceae. The record is from RefSeq and is a predicted model, not a curated record.